Molecule: messenger RNA, 4174 nt
Organism: Oldenlandia corymbosa var. corymbosa
Lineage: Eukaryota; Viridiplantae; Streptophyta; Magnoliopsida; Gentianales; Rubiaceae
Source: the annotation of a GenBank genome assembly
AGGCAACAACAAAGUGGUGCAUAAAGAGAUUGAUGUCCGGAAACUUGGGAUGAAUGAGCGUCAAGAGUUUAUUGAUCGGUUGUUUAAGGUCGCUGAGGAAGAUAAUGAGCGAUUCUUGAGGAAGCUCAGAAACCGAAUUGACAAAGUUGGGAUUACACUUCCAACAGUGGAAGUAAGGUACCAAAAUUUGACAAUUGGUGCAGAAUGUUUCAUUGGUGAUAGAGCUCUUCCAACGCUUUUAAACACAGCUAGAAAUAUUGCGGAGUCUCUUUUAGGUCUUUUGGGUAUUCGAUUGGCUGAAAGAGCAAAAAUUACUAUAUUAAAAGAUGCUUGUGGGAUCAUUAAACCAUCAAGGAUGACACUUCUACUAGGGCCUCCAUCUUCCGGGAAAACAACCCUUUUAUUGGCUCUUGCCGGGAAGCUUGAUCCUUCCUUGACGGUGAAGGGAGAAAUUACCUACAAUGGUCACAAAUUAAACGAAUUUGUCCCAAAAAAGACAUCAGCCUACAUUAGCCAAAAUGAUGUUCAUGUCGGAGAAAUGACUGUCAAAGAAACUUUGGAUUUCUCUGCAAGGUGUCUUGGAGUUGGAUCACGAUAUGAACUUCUAGCGGAAUUGGCAAGGAGAGAAAGGGAUGCCGGAAUUUUACCGGAGGGUGAAGUUGAUUUUUUCAUGAAGGCAACUGCAGUGGAAGGAGCUGAAAGCAGCCUAAUUACCGACUACAUACUUAGGAUACUAGGACUGGAUGUUUGCCGGGAUACAAUUGUUGGUGAUGAAAUGCACCGAGGAAUCUCAGGGGGUCAAAAGAAACGUGUCACAACAGGAGAGAUGAUUGUUGGUCCAACCAAGACAUUGUUUAUGGAUGAGAUAUCAACAGGGUUGGACAGUUCUACAACAUACCAGAUUGUCAAGUGUUUACAACAGGUUUCACAUUUGACAGAGGCAACCAUAUUGAUGUCCCUUCUUCAGCCUGCUCCCGAGACUUUCGACUUGUUUGAUGAUAUCAUUCUCUUGUCAGAAGGCCAAAUUGUGUAUCAGGGGCCAAGAGACCAUGUUCUUGAAUUCUUUGAAAGUUGCGGAUUCAGCUGUCCUGAGAGAAAAGGAACAGCAGAUUUCUUGCAAGAGGUUACAUCCAAGAAGGAUCAAGAGCAAUACUGGUCUGAUCGAACUCGGCCUUACAGAUAUGUGUCAGUUUCAGAAUUUGCAAUGAGGUAUAAGAACUUCCAUGUAGGACAGCAAAUUGAGAAUGAGCUUUCAGUGCCCUAUGAUAAGGCUCGCAGUCACAAAGCAGCAUUGGUGUUUAAGAAAUACACAGUUCCCAUGAGAGAACUAGCCAAAGCGAAUUUCGAUAAGGAGUGGCUUCUCAUCGAGAGGAAUGCAUUCAUCUAUGUUUUCAAGACUAUCCAGAUCAUCCUUGUCGCACUUAUUGUAGCAACAGUGUUCCUGAGGGUUAAAAUGCACACCAGAAAUGAAGAUGAUGGGAGCCUCUACGUUGGUGCAUUACUGUUUGGCUUGAUUGUCAACGUGUUCAAUGGUUUUGCUGAGCUUUCGCUCACAAUUCAGAGACUUCCUGUGUUUUAUAAACAAAGGGAUCUUCUGUUCCAUCCUCCUUGGACCUUCACCCUACCGACUCUCCUACUCCGGAUACCAAUUUCCAUUGUGGAGUCUCUUGCAUGGGUUCUUGUGACAUACUACACUAUAGGCUUCGCCCCUGAAGCUAGCCGGUUUUUCAAGCACCUAUUACUAUGUUUUCUCAUCCAACAAAUGGCUGCCGGGUUAUUUAGGGUCAUUGCAUCAACAUGCAGAACUAUGAUUAUUGCAAACACCGGAGGAAGUCUGGUUCUUCUCCUGGUUUUCCUCUUGGGUGGUUUCAUCCUUCCAAAACGUGAUAUUCCGGACUGGUGGGGAUGGGGAUACUGGAUUUCACCUCUAUCUUAUUCCUUCAAUGCCAUAACUGUUAAUGAGUUCUUUGCUCCACGGUGGAUGAACAAAAAUGCUACCGACCUUACGAAAAGGUUAGGAACACAAAUAAUGGAGAAUUUCGAUAUCCCCCGGGAAUCAAAUUGGUACUGGAUUGGAGCAGGUGCUCUGGUUGGAUAUAUAGUACUUACCAACAUAGUUUUCACCAUUGGCCUUAUGUACCUUGACCCUCUUGGAAAGCCACAGGCUACAAUUUCCAAAGAACAGGCAAAAGAAAUGAAAGAAGGUCAAAGACAAGUUAGGGAAGAGUCAGGAGAAAUAGCAAUUCAGCCAUACAACAGAAAUGCUAAUGGAAAUAGGGUCAGUAGAAAUGAGUCAAAUCUUGACACCGCAACUGGAGUUGCUCCAAAGAGAGGAAUGGUUCUGCCAUUCACUCCACUUGCCAUGGCUUUUGAUGAUGUGAAAUACUGCGUCGACAUGCCCGCUGAAAUGAGAGACCAAGGAGUCACUGAAGACAGACUUCAACUACUGAGAGGAAUAACUGGUGCUUUUAGGCCAGGAGUUUUAACUGCUUUAAUGGGAGUUACUGGAGCAGGAAAGACCACUUUGAUGGAUGUUCUAGCUGGCCGCAAAACAGGCGGUUAUAUUGAAGGUUCUAUAACAAUAUCUGGAUUUCCGAAGGUACAAGAAACUUUUGCUAGGGUCUCUGGCUACUGUGAACAGACUGAUAUCCAUUCCCCUCAAGUAACCAUUCAUGAAUCAUUGAUUUUCUCGGCAUUCCUCCGGCUUCCAGCCGAGGUCAGCAAGGAGGAAAAGAUGAUUUUUGUCAAGGAAGUUAUGGAACUGGUUGAGCUUGAUGACUUGAAGAAUGCCCUUGUGGGACUUCCCGGAGUAACUGGUUUGUCAACCGAGCAAAGAAAGAGAUUGACCAUUGCCGUUGAACUAGUCGCGAAUCCCUCCAUCAUAUUUAUGGAUGAACCAACUUCCGGCCUUGAUGCAAGAGCAGCGGCCAUUGUCAUGAGGACUGUGAGAAAUACAGUGGACACAGGCAGGACAGUUGUGUGCACAAUUCAUCAACCUAGCAUUGACAUUUUUGAAGCUUUUGAUGAGCUACUUCUAUUGAAACGAGGAGGCAGAGUAAUUUAUGCAGGACCACUAGGACGGCAUUCUCAUAAGAUCGUCGAAUACUUUGAGUCAAUACCUGGAGUGCAAAGGAUCAAAGAGAAGCAAAAUCCAGCAGCAUGGAUGUUAGAAGCUAGCUCAAUUGCAACUGAAGUUAGGCUUGGAAUUGAUUUUGCAGAACAAUACAAAAACUCAGCAUUGUUUCAGCGGAACAAGGCUCUUGUGGAUGAGUUAAGCACCCCACCUCCAGGAGCAAAGGACCUCUAUUUCCCUUCACAAUUUUCACAACCAUCAAUGGGCCAAUUCAAAUACUGCUUCUGGAAGGUGUGGAUGACCUACUGGAGAAGUCCCGAUUAUAAUCUUGUUCGUUUUUUCUUCAGUCUCCUGGCAGCACUUAUGGUUGGAACAAUUUUCUGGAAUGUUGGGACGAAAAGGGAAAGCAACAUUGAUAUCCAAAAAGUUAUUGGAGCUAUGUCUUCUGCAGUAUUUUUUGUUGGGAUGAACAAUUGUUCAACGGUACAGCCAGUUGUUGCAAUCGAAAGAACAGUGUUUUAUCGUGAAAAGGCUGCAGGAAUGUAUUCAGCAUUGCCAUAUGCCAUGGCACAAGUUGUUGCAGAAAUACCAUAUAUACUUACCCAGGCCACAUACUACUCGCUCAUCGUGUACGCCAUGGUUCAGUUCGAGUGGACAGCAGCCAAAUUCUUCUGGUUCUACUUUGUGAACUUCUUCUCUUUCCUCUACUUCACAUACUAUGGAAUGAUGACAGUAUCCAUUACACCAAACCAUCAAGUGGCAGCCAUUUUCGCGUCCGCUUUCUAUGGAAUUUUCAAUCUUUUCUCUGGAUUCUUUAUCAGCAGACCAAGGAUUCCCAAGUGGUGGAUUUGGUAUUACUGGAUUUGCCCCGUGGCUUGGACUGUCUACGGAUUGAUUGCAUCACAAUACGGCGACGUGGAGGAAACGUUUCAUGUCACAGGAGUAAAGGAUCCAAUAAGAAUCAAAGAUUACAUCAGGUCAGAGUAUGGAUUCAGGUCAGAUUUCAUGGGACCAGUGGCUGGAGUUUUAAUCGCUUUCACCGUCUUCUUCGCAUUCAUGUACGCCUUGUGUAUCAAAGUCUUGAACUUCCAAAUAAGAUAG